This is a messenger RNA of Carlito syrichta (Philippine tarsier), 634 nucleotides long. RefSeq lists its product as uncharacterized. The transcript is spliced from 5 exons. Lineage: Eukaryota; Metazoa; Chordata; Mammalia; Primates; Tarsiidae. The record is from RefSeq and is a predicted model, not a curated record. The coding region runs from base 1 to 489 and encodes 162 amino acids.
AUGACCUCAUCGCCUGGCUCCCCGCCCCUUUCCGAAACCUGGAAGGAACUGAGGGGGGGGGAGGAGGAGGAGGAGGAGAGAGCAGAGUAUACCGCAGACAUCAUUUCUACUACAGUGGCGGAGCCGUGCAGGACCUGUUUCACUGCAGGGGGAUCCAAAACAAGCCCCGUGGAUCAGCAGCCAGAGCAACAGCAGCCGCAAGACAUUGUUUCUCUCCCUCUGCCCCCCCUUCCCCACGCAACCCCAGAUCCAUUUACACUUUACAGAGCAUCGUGCAUCAAGUCACCAAGGUGGUCCAUUCAAGCCGCAGACUUGCUUGUCAUCCUUGUUCAACAGUUUCCUCCUCUACUGCCACUACCAGGAAGUGCAUCACAUGUCAGCAUACUGGAGCACAAUGAAAGAGUCUAUUUGGAGGCCUCAGAAGUAAUGCUGCUGUGGACCGUGAGCAAAGGAGAAAGAGUGGACUCCAGCCUGCACGGAUGGUCUUGAAACACAACUGGUUUUUGGUCUAGGCAUCAUACACUGAGAUUCUCUACUGCCACCCUUUCUACUCAAGCAACAUCUUUGUGAAAAGAUCCUCUGGAAGGAAUUGACAACUUAUGGUUUUCUGUUGUGAUAAAAGCACAUGGUACAG